Manis pentadactyla (Chinese pangolin) is the source of this 8035-nucleotide messenger RNA. It is a transcript of the gene OPRM1, whose product is annotated as opioid receptor mu 1. NCBI's taxonomy places the organism in Eukaryota, Metazoa, Chordata, Mammalia, Pholidota, Manidae. Gene Ontology annotation, molecular function: G-protein alpha-subunit binding; morphine receptor activity; G-protein beta-subunit binding. Gene Ontology annotation, cellular component: membrane; neuron projection. The transcript has 4 exons. Gene Ontology annotation, biological process: sensory perception of pain; neuropeptide signaling pathway; G protein-coupled opioid receptor signaling pathway. The record is from RefSeq and is a predicted model, not a curated record. Bases 197 to 1402 code for a protein of 401 amino acids.
CAAGCAGAGGGUAAUGUCAGAUGGGCAGUUCUCCCCUUCUGCCUGACGCUCUCUUUAGCUUGACCAGGGCUGUUCUCUGUAAGAAAGAGCAGGAGCUGUGGCCGCAGGGGGAGGAAGCGGCGGAGGCGCUUGGAACCUGAAAAGUCUGGGGGCUCGCGGUCACCUCACCACGGCGUCUCGGCCGUCCGUCAGCACCAUGGACAGCGGCGCCGUCCCCACGAACGCCAGCAACUGCACCGAUGCCUUCACACACUCUUCCGGCUGCUCCCAAGCCCCUAGCCCCGGGUCCUGGGUCAACUUCUCCCGCUUCGAUGGCAACCUGUCCGACCCAUGCGGUCCGAACCGCACCGAGCUGGGCGGCGGCGACAGCCUAUGUCCUUCGACCGGCAGUCCUUCCAUGAUCACGGCCAUCACCAUCAUGGCCCUCUACUCCAUCGUGUGCGUGGUGGGUCUCUUCGGAAACUUCCUGGUCAUGUAUGUGAUUGUCAGAUACACCAAAAUGAAGACCGCCACCAACAUCUAUAUUUUCAACCUUGCUCUGGCAGAUGCCUUAGCCACCAGCACCCUGCCCUUCCAGAGUGUCAACUACCUAAUGGGAACAUGGCCGUUUGGAACCAUCCUCUGCAAGAUCGUGAUCUCCAUAGAUUACUAUAAUAUGUUCACCAGCAUAUUCACCCUGUGUACAAUGAGUGUUGAUCGCUACAUCGCAGUCUGCCAUCCCGUCAAGGCCCUGGAUUUCCGUACUCCACGCAAUGCCAAAAUUAUCAAUGUCUGCAACUGGAUCCUCUCUUCAGCCAUUGGUCUGCCUGUAAUGUUCAUGGCAACCACAAAAUACAGGCAUGGUUCCAUAGAUUGUACACUAACAUUCUCUCACCCAGCCUGGUACUGGGAAAACCUGCUGAAAAUCUGUGUUUUCAUCUUUGCCUUCAUCAUGCCUAUCCUCAUCAUUACGGUGUGCUACGGCCUGAUGAUCUUACGCCUCAAGAGUGUCCGAAUGCUCUCUGGCUCCAAAGAAAAGGACAGGAACCUGCGAAGAAUCACCAGGAUGGUGCUCGUGGUUGUGGCUGUGUUCAUUGUCUGCUGGACUCCCAUUCACAUUUACGUCAUCAUUAAAGCCUUGAUUACAAUCCCAGAAACUACUUUCCAAACUGUUUCCUGGCACUUCUGCAUUGCUCUAGGUUACACAAACAGCUGCCUGAACCCAGUCCUGUAUGCAUUUUUGGAUGAAAACUUCAAGCGGUGCUUCAGAGAGUUCUGUAUCCCAACUUCCUCCACCAUUGAGCAGCAAAACUCCACUCGAAUUCGUCAGAACGCUAGAGACCACCCCUCCACGGCCAAUACAGUGGAUCGGACUAACCAUCAGCUAGAAAAUCUGGAAGCAGAAACUGCUCCAUUGCCCUAAGUGGGUCUCAUGCCAUUCAGACCCUCACUGAGUUGGGAAACCACCAUUUAUGUGGAAGCAGGUCACCGCAAGGAUGUGACGGAGGCUCUAGCUUCCUAGGAAAGUACCUGCUUCCAAGUCAUCAAAAUGCUUUCCUCUCUGGCCACUCCACUCUGCAUAUCAGAGGAACAUCAAAACUAAAGGAAGUGCUGGGAAGGAAAGGACUUGAACACUCAUGAAUCAGCUCAUGUACGUAACCACGAGGAAGAUGCCCCACGGGACAAAUACACGUGGUAUGUGAAUUGAGGUCAUCGUGGAAGAUGACUGUACUGUAUGUAGUAUUUUGUUUUCAAGCAAAUAUUUAUGACAGCAUCAAAGAAAAACCAUCAGUCAUUAAAUUCACCAUAGUAACACGUAAAGUAAAUGCUACCUCUGAACAAAGCACUUUGCGUGGAAAGCCCAAGACUUUCGAGUCCUCUGUAAGGGAAUACUUUGCUCUAUAUUUUACCUUUAAUGUUAAAGUAUCUUCUAAUUAAGACAUCAUCUCCAUCUUUAUUUCCUGGUUUUGAACUUUUUAAAUGAAUGUCUCUUACCUAGUUCCCUAAUUGCAAGAGAAGAGGUUAUCAUGAAAAGUAAUAUGAAGCACAAUGAUAUGUCAGCUGCAGAAAGACUGAUUCUCAUGCUUUGCAGGUACUUCCUGAGAGUCAUAAUGGGAGAUUUUCCAUUCUUAGGCUUUCAGUGCAUUCUCCUCUGUUUUAACUGUGCAAUUACCUUGCUCCCAUGUAAGUACUCACAAAAGAUAAUAGUAGGUCAAUGAGCUCAUCCCUUAAUCCAUGCAGGAAGUCAAGCAUUAAAUGUACUCUCCGCUUCCCAGUAGUUGUUCCAUUCUGCACACUCCCUUUGCAUAUUAUGUUCAUUUUUGUAAACUCUGCUCAGAAUACUUAUGCCUUUUGAAUCAGUGUGAUAAAAUGACAGAUGUUUUGUUGAUUUUCAGUACAGUUUAAACUCUUUUAAAAAUAUGGAUCCAAUAAGCUUAAUCUCAAAACAGAAAGAUUCAUAUGACCAUAGAUGAAAAUGGGUGAUCUACUUUUCAAUCCUGUGUAGUCAUCUAGACAUGAAAUAUUAACAAUGACCCAAGAGUGUUUUCCUGAAGAUUGUAUUUAUAUAAUGUCAUCACCAAUAUGUUGGUCCUUUUUGAUCUUUGCUAAAUGUCAAGGUUUCCUUUGUAAAAUGUCAGUCUUCUAGGUAGUUUCUCUAAGAGAAUUCUCCCCUUUGACUGGUUUUCCUUGGUAUGAAAGACAGUAGAGAUUUGGCAAUCACCCAUUUUAUUUAAUCUAUGGAGACAGUCAAGUCAGAUGCACCAUGCCAAAAAGUUUUCCACUUUGAACUUUUGUCUGCAUUCAUUAAAUGAAGGAAGUCCAUUGUUGUUAUCUAUGAAGCCUCAAGGAGAAAACAGGGUGCUAGUUUCCCUCAUGAAUGUUCCUCAGUCUACAAAUGGCCAGUAGACCAAACUUUAAAAAUUUGUAUCCAUUCUUCAAUCUAACAAGGCACAGAUAUGCAUCAGACAUGGAAAGGCAGUGUUUCAGGAAGACAGCUGUCAUGGGUCAGAGUUUACUGUUUCAGAUCCAAUUGGCUAUGGUUAUGUGUACCCAACACAUGUAUCCAUUGGAUGAGAAAAAACAAAAGCUAAGAUUGUUUUAAUGUUUCCUUUGAUGAAGUCUUAUAUUUGCCUCUGGUAAUCUCCAUUUCUCAAGUAUUAUAUCCCAGAAUGGAUAUGCAAUAUUUUUAUUUUAUUCUAAUCAAAGUAAUUAAAACCAGGGCCUUAGACAGGUUUAGAAUGUUAAUUAAAUGCAUUUGUGUAUAUAUUUCAUAUAUAUACAUAUAUAUACUGUUAGAGCUUCCACAAGUAAAAGGGAUAAUUCCACUGAAACACAGUAAGAGAAAAUGAAAUAUGUGUAUAUAAGUCACUGGGGAGGAAACUUGUUUUUAAUGGGCCAUAAUAACAUGAGUUCUAUCAAGAGAUUAUGCCGUUUUGCUUUCUGCUCAUAAGGCUGUUUCUCAACAAUUAUUAUUUCUUCUUAAUGACUAACUCUUAGUUAAGACAUUCUGAAGUAAAUAAUAAAGAAAUGUGUUUUCAAUAUUUUUCAUUCAACACCAUUUUAAAUCAAAAAUUGGCUAAAACCACCCUGCAAUCCCAUGGCAAAUAGACAAGUAACAGCUCUGGCUCAGUCAGAUGGGCUAAAGUUUCCUAUGAAAUCUGAAGAUUAAAAAAAUGUAAUGCUUUUUCUUUCCUUCUCAUUUCAUCCUCAUUUCUCCUUCCUGCUCUUCUGGGGUGUCUUCCUGGUUUGCACCCAGAAAUGCAGGCUGUAGGUGUGAACUAAGAGCAGGACAUGGCAGCCUCAGCAUCUCAGCUUCUCUACUGGUCACACAUAUGUCCCUAGUAUGGCUGUGCCCAAAUGGCCAGAAACACUGUCCUCUUCAUAGAAAUAUCCACCAACAGGAAAUGGUGUCUUUACUAGGAAUCCUUACUGCCAUUGUAGAAGCAUCAUGAUUCUUGCCUAGAUUCUCAAUAAAACUCUUCCCAUGGGCCACUUUGUUUGGGCUAGGGUAAGGGAUGGGGAUAAACAUGAGGUUUCAUUAGUGUCUUGGCCUAACCACUGUAUUUUUCCUUGAGUGAGAUGCUUCAGGAUUCAUAGUCACAGAAUAUGGCAUCCAGAUUAUAUUUAAGACCAUUCUCAUUAGGAUCUUAGGGCCCAAAGUCAAUUAAAGGGUCUAACUUGGUGACAUCUAGCCAGGAGAUAGUUGAAUUUAAUUAGAAAUAAUUUCAACCUCCUGUCAUUGUUUUCCCCUGAGGUCAAAAUACUAAAACUGCAAGGGAAUAUGUACAUUCUUAACUGUUCAAAAUUAAGCAAAACCAAAUUCCAGAAGCUUAGUGUACUAUAGUAUAUGACAAAUAUUCACACUCUUGUCUUGUAAUGCCCUAGCAUUUCUUAAGGGAGAAAGCAGAUGAGUCAAGUUCAAUUUAAUUAAACCAACUCUAUUGUGUACUAGGCACUCAGGCUACAAACAUAAGGACUAUUGACACUGAGAUGGAAAGUGGGUUGAAGGUGCAUCCUGUAACAUCCAGGUUCUUCAAAUAACAUGAAUACCUGCAUAUGCAUUUUAAAGGAAUUUUAAAAGCUUAGGAAUCAUUAAAAUUGAAUGUAUCUGUCUUUGAGAGUAUCUCUUGACUCAAACAUAUUAAAAGACCAUUCUAGACCCCGGGAACAUAUUCAGAAAAAGGUCUGUUUUCUGGGGUUCUUCCCAUUACAAAUUUAAUGCAUAUUUAGUAAUAUACUUUUGCAACUCCUUUGUAUUUCCUGUAAACUUGUAUUAACUGAGAAUUACACUAAAAUCUGCACUUGGAAUUGAACUUAAACUUUACAAAGUUACAGAAGACAUUGGGAGAAUUACUGCUUCCUCUGCACUUUGAGAGAAGUUCAGGUUUGCAUUUAACAGCCAACCCACCUGAAAAUUAAUGCUUAGAGCUCUAAUGUUAUCAUGUCUCUGAUUCCAUACCUAGAAAAAAAGAUCCCCAUGAUUUUAUGGGGCACAAGUGAUGAGCUGAUGAGCUCCUUCCUUCUCUCCCAAACUCCAGAAACUUAGUUAAUUCUCUGAUUCGUCCACAUCCACAGGAGUUCCCCAUGUGCCUUAGGACAAAAUAAAACCAUGGUGAUAGAAUAAGAUGUUUCUAGAAUAUACUACUCAGUCUGAGACAAUGCAAAAGGUAUUUAUAUGAAAAAAAAUUAGUUUAGAAUAGGUACAACCAAUAGGAGGAAAGGAAGAGAAGGAGGAGAAAAAGAAAGGAAGGAGAGAGUGACAUGACUCAUUUUUAUCAUUCUACCAUUAGAAUUAAUAUUUGGCAUCAUGCUUCCCUGCCACUCAGAGAAAACAGUUGGCAUUACCACCCUUUACACAAAGAGAUCAACUUUAAAAAGCACUUGGAUGUUUUUGUAAAGUAGCAAUAUAUUUAAAGUUGUAAAGGUUCUUUAUAUUCUAUCAGAUAAGAAACAGGGCCUACCAAAUCCACAUUUGAGUGUAAAACCCUGGAUAGUUUUAUAGUUCCACGUCUCAGGAAAUCUUCCAUCCUUGUAGAAACAAUGCAUAACAGUCCUAUGUUAGUGUAAAACUUGCCUGAUUAAUCAACAGCUCCCAAUCUUUCAAUGCAAGCAUAGAUAUGUUUAUAUUUUUUGAAUGGUGUGUCUUUAGUAUUAGCUUUGAGAGAAAGCUAUAUCAAAUAUAGCUCAUGGUGCAGAGGGGACUCACAAUUUUUGCAGCAACUGAUUUUGCCUUUGUAUCUCAGUGAUUGCACAUUUCACUGGUUUGUUGUCAUUCAGAGCUAUCUCAUGAACCAAAGAAGCUUGCUUCUCACCCCACAGUUGUGUGCAUGAAAUCUAAACUCGAGCAACUGAAACAACAAAAAAGGUUUACUGCUUAAGUUUCAACUAAUAGUGUCACAUUCAUAGCAAUGUAUGCUUUGCCUAUAAGGAAAAAAAAUGUAUAUUUGUUUUAUGGCUUCAGAGAGCAACACAGAGGCCCCUUUGAAGACAGUGAGGAAAAUUCAUUCAGUAUUGUCACGUCUGUGAUAGGAAUGUUAAGCAAAAAAAAUUUUCCAGGAAAAGUUGGAUGUAAAUACUGCCUACAGCUUCCUUCUUCUUACACUUGCAAUUUGGUUUUUGAAAUAGCCUAAAUCUUGAGAACGGGUUGUCACAUUCACUUUCAAGUCUCUUAAAAGAAGUUCCUGUUGUUUUGCUUUAAAUAUAUAAAAGUUCUAUUUAAUUAGCAUUACCCACUGAUGUUAGAAAAAUUUCAAAGAAUUUGACAGGUUACAAAAUAUCAAACAGAAAUAAGAGGAAAUGUGGUUCAAACCAAGGGAGAGAAGAAGAGAAAAGGAGGGAAUUGAGGAGACAGCAAUUUUCCUGAGAGUCUGAAUAAAAUCGAGGGUAGUCACACUCACUGAACAACAUGAGCGAGCUUCGUUAACUUAAGAAUAAUAAAACCUUUAAUUAAUGAAUAUCAGAGAAAAAGGAGAGGAGAUUACAUUUACAUGACCUAACCAUUGUGAUUUCACCAUCUAAGGGAGAGGAUGAAGCGGAAAAAAUCACUCAGAAGACAAGCAAUUAUUUUUCGCCAUUUUGAGGAGGGCAGAAGUACCUCAACACUGUACGAUAUUUGCAAAAUCCAUAUGACUUUCAGGCUCUCCUUUCUCUGGUUACCUCAGAGACGGCGUUCUGGGUGCAGAGAUACAUUUUACAUUCCAUAUCUGGUUAUGGCCAUGAUCUCACCACCCCACACUGCUUUGACAUCAAAAUAACCAAGCCUAAAGGUUAGUUGGCACUGCUUCCAGUCUGCAAGUGCCUAGCUAGAUCUGGCUUGCAGAUAUCCCAGUUCUGAGUUGGGAAGGCCUCGUUACACGCAUGUGAUACGUAUAUAAAUUCAGCCCUCAAAGGACUGCUAAUCAGAGAUAAAUCUGUGGACCCCGCUCUUUUUUUGAGGGAUGUAUUAGAGUUCUUACUUUCUCCAAAUAAGAAAAUGCAACUUGCAUGAAGUUUCCACAAUACUCAUAACAUUGAGAUGCAUUAUUAAUUUCUAUAGUUUCCCUGGCAGAGUGGGACAUAUGACUGUUCUCUUGCCAUAGUCAAGACAUGCUCUGAAAUCAGUGGGCAUUAUUUUCUAAGGAGUCUAACUAACAGACACUUCCAAAAGAGAAUAGUUCCCAUUUAUAAAAGGAAUUUGGGUAAACUGGUCAGUCAGGUAUUUGAGAGAGCCAGUUCCUUGUCCACUGACUCUGAGCUUUCUUGUUGGUUGGUUGGUUGGUUGGUUGGUUUGUUGGUUGGUUGGUUGGUUGGGGAGUUUUGUUGGCUUAUUUGUGUUGCUGUUCAAGAUUUUUUACUUCUCCCAAGGACAUUGGUCAUCACACAGAUGCUUGCUCCUCUAUUUUCUCUGCUGAAUGGGUUUCCCUUUGUAAUGACAAGUGUAGAAGGACAUCAUCACCAGAAUAAAGCAGGAAAUUGAGGCAUAUCUUUGCUCAUGGCUUGUCAUCAUGUUGGGCCACUGACAUUCCCCAUUUCACCAAAUGUCCCUUUUCUCUACAUCAUUUUGGCUUUAGAACCAGACAGAAUUCAAUCUCUAAUAUACUAACAACACAAGAAACCCAUAAGCCGAUGCUUGCUCUCCAGCAACCCUGAAGGCGGUGAACCUGAUUCCCAUUGCCUGCUCCUGCCUCCGCGGGGAUCCAUUCAGAAAACAGAAAAAUACCAUGGCCUUCCUGUUACUCUCUUUGGCUGUGAGACAAUUUGCUCUCAUCUGCCCCCAGGCCCACCCAGCACAGACUCAGUAGAAAGCUGCUCCCCAUCACUGUUGCACUAACUCAAAACCCAUUUUCUUUAUGGAAAUUCAGUGCCCUUAUUUCUCAAGGAAAGAGAGAAAACCAAAAGGCUUCCACCCAGCUGAUUCCUUGAUAAAUUAGGGUCAAAUAAUAGCAAGUUAUUUUCAGGAUUUAUAACUCAGUAUUGCAAAUAGUGGAACCUGGCAAGUGUUCUCAGAAUCCCCUUGCUGCCUGUGAAGCAAUCACAUAACUUCUACAUGGCUUGGGGAAAAACAACCACCAUAUGA